This is a messenger RNA of Cladocopium goreaui, 906 nucleotides long. The record is from the annotation of a GenBank genome assembly. Lineage: Eukaryota; Dinophyceae; Suessiales; Symbiodiniaceae.
AUGGCUGACGAGCUUCCUCCAGAGAAGACGCAGGAGGAGCUUGAAGAGCGACAUGAAAGAGAAGUUCAAGAGCUGGAAGAACGCAGCACGCAACAUGUGGCGCAGGUCACUGAAUCCGCCGGAAAGGGCAAGAAGGGUAAGCAACUCAUUGAGGCUGCGCAACGAGAGGUUGAGCAAUGGGACUACGACUUACGCGAGAAGCAUCGGGAAGAAUUGGAGCUGCUGAUGGACUCUCUGAAUGGCGGCCCCAAGGACGUUGCGACCGAAGAGAAGCCCGAAGUCAAGGUGACUGAAGAGGAUGAAGCCGAAAAAGCGAGAAGAAAAAAGGAGAAGGCCCAGAAGAAACGUCAGGCGAAGGCUGACAAGGAGGCCCAGCGUGAGGCCGAAAAGGAAAGGGAGAAACUGGAGGCUGGUCCAUCGGCUCGAGACGUGGAGUUGGAAGCGCUGCACGGUGUUCUCUCCGUGCAGAAGCCGCCUCUAAAAGUCUUGGAGAUUCCCUCUGAUGGUCAUUGUUUGUACCGUUCCAUCGCGGACCAAGUGCGAAGGGUUCGGCCAGAUCUUUGUGACUAUCAGGGUCCUGCCGACGAGAUGUACAGGGAGGUGCGUCGCAUCUGCGCCAAAUCCUUGCGUGGCGACAUGGAGAACUACGCGCCCUUCGCGGAGCUCAAGGACGGCGGGGACUUCGAGGGCUACUGCCAGCGUGUGGAGUCCUCUGCUGACUGGGGCGGAGAGCUGGAGCUACGAGCGCUGGCCGAUGCCAUGAAAGUGCGCGUUCAGGUGUUCCAGGCUGGCAGCGAUCAGCCGCUGGUGCUGGGGGCUGCUGUGAAGGCAGCACCCUUGCAGGUGAGCUUCCAUCGUCACUACUAUGCUUUGGGGGAACACUACAAUUCUGUGGUGCCUGCGUGA